AUGACAAUCCCAGGGUCUGGAGGACCUAAAUUCUGGUCUCGCAUAAGAACACCCCGAUCCAAACCCACCGAGCAAUCCAGCUCCAACUCAUCGGCUUUCGCCCUAGACCCAGACACGCUAGGCGAGUUUGUCCAGUCCAAAAAUCUCCGAGAGAUCCAGGCUCUCGGGGUGAGGGGGCUGGAAGAUGCCCUGCAGACCGAUGUCCACUCUGGCCUGAGUCUCGACGAAGCCCAUCUGGAUUCGGUGGUGGUGUCAACAAGUGCAGAGUCCACCGAAAAAGUCACAACCCCUGAGAACCCUCUGUCGGCUGAAUUCCACCAUGAUGCCUUCGUCGACAGGAGGAAGUACUUCGGAGACAAUCGAUUACCCAGCAAACCGCCACCGAGCUUCCUGUCGUUGAUGUGGGCAGCCUACAACGACCACGUUCUAUUCCUUUUGACAGGUGCCGCGAUCAUCUCGCUCGCCCUGGGUCUGUAUCAGACAUUCGGUACCAAGCAUUCUGCCGACAAUCCCCCAGUCGAAUGGGUGGAGGGUGUAUCGAUUCUCGUCGCCAUCGUUGUGAUCACUCUCGCGGGCGCAGCCAAUGAUUAUCAGAAGGAGUUCAAGUUUCGGAAACUCAACAAGAAGCAGCAAGAUCGCAAUGUGUGGGUACUUCGAUCUGGAAGAACUCAAGAGGUCGCGAUCGCAGAUGUCGUGGUCGGAGAUAUUGUCCACAUCAACCCCGGCGAUAUUGUACCUGCGGAUGGAAUCCUGAUCAGUGGUCACCAGGUCAAAGUGGACGAGUCGGCAGCAACUGGCGAAUCUGAUCCCGUCGAUAAAUAUUCUAUCGAAAUUGUCCACGAUGGCUCUGAGCACAACCCUUUCAUCCUCUCGCAUACCAAAGUCGUGGAAGGUGUCGGUGUUUACCUUGUUUUGGCUACAGGCACUAGAUCCACUUAUGGAAGAGUCCUCUUGUCCCUUGACACAGAGCCGGGCUUUACACCUCUUCAGGUGAGACUCAGCUCGUUGGCUAAGAACAUUGCUCGGUUCGGUGCACUUGCGGCACUUGUGCUGUUUGUGAUAUUGUUUAUUAAAUUCUGCGUUAGCCUUCGCAACAGUACCGAGUCUGCUUCGGAGAAGGGUCAAUCGUUCUUGAAUGUGUUCAUUCUCGCUUUGACAGUCGUUGUGAUCGCUGUUCCGGAGGGGCUGCCGCUGGCAGUCACUCUGGCUUUGUCAUUUGCGACCACACGCAUGAUGCGUGAUAACAAUUUAGUGCGACAGCUCCGUGCGUGUGAGACUAUGGGACAGGCCACAGAUAUCUGUUCAGACAAGACUGGCACUCUGACACAGAAUGAGAUGACCGUUGUAUCUUGUUUCUUCGGUGUCGAGUCGAUCACUGGUCGGACAGAUCCCAACACUCCGGAUAUGGAGCAUUCUUCUCAUUCUCGUGUGGCUGCUGAGGUUGGUUGUCUUACUGCCCAGUCUAUCUCAGACCUUAGGCAAUCCAUUGCCAUCAACUCAAAUGCCAUUGAGAGUCAGGAGGGUGACGGUCGACAAUUUUUGGGCUCUCAGACAGAAGCUGGGCUUUUGAGAUUUGCACAGGAUCAUCUUGGACUUGGUCAGUUGGACUAUGAGCGAUCCAAUGUGGAGGUCGUGGAUCUGCUUCCAUUUGACGCAUCUCGCAAAUACAUGAUCACCAUCAUCAAAUUGCCCAGUGGGUCAUAUCGGUCUUACAUAAAAGGUGCUCCGGAAAACCUUCUCCAAAAAUGUACCGUUAUGCCAGCCCGGCAAGGGGAGGAGACUCGGCACACUUCAGCCACCACUCAUGCUAUCGAAGCACUUCACGCGAAGAUUUCAGAAUACGGCUCGCGAUCCCUGCGUGCAAUCGCCAUUUGCCUCCGUGAUUUAGAAGUGUUGCCCUUGAAAGAGGAUGGUGAAAGUGUUGACUUUGAGCAAGUCAUGCAAAAUUUGACAUUCCAAGGCAUCCUUGGUCUACAAGAUCCUCUUCGCAGUGAUGCGUGGAGUGCUGUCGACACGAGUCACAAAGCGGGACUUACCGUUCGAAUGGUAACCGGAGACAAUCAUCUGACUGCCCGGGCGAUUGCCGAGGAAUGUGGGAUUAUCAGUAACUCCGAUGACAUAGUGAUGGAAGGAGACGAAUUCCGUGCACUGGAUGAAACACAGCAGAAAGAGAUCGUGUUACGCCUCAAGGUUCUGGCUCGAUCCCGCCCAGAUGACAAGCGUGUUUUAGUUCAGCGACUCAAAGAUCUCGGCAGGGUUGUCGCUGUCACGGGUGAUGGAACGAACGAUGCCCCUGCCCUCGCAGCUGCGGAUAUCGGGUUCUCGAUGGGAAUCUCUGGCACUGAGAUUGCGCGCGAGGCUUCUUCGAUUGUCUUGAUGGACGAUACAUUCUCUUCUAUCGUCAAAGCGAUCAUGUGGGGCAGAGCUGUCAGUGACGCCGUGAAGAAGUUCUUGCAGUUCCAAAUCACCAUCACAUUCACUUCUGUUGGGCUGGCAUUUGUUUCAGCAGUAGCAGACUCGUCGCAGGAAUCGGUUCUUACCCCCGUGCAGCUGAUGUGGGUCAACUUGUUCCAGGAUACUCUUGCUGCCCUGGCUUUGGCUACCGACCCCCCUCCUCGACGCAUUCUUGACCGGAAACCUGAGCCAAAGUCUACGCCUUUGAUCACUCCAACUAUGUGGAAGAUGAUAAUAGGCCAAUCUAUCUAUCAGAUGGUUGUGACGCUCGUGCUUUACUUUGCCGGUUCUUCGAUAUUUUCCUACCACAGUGCUCACCAGGAAUCCCAAUUGCAGACCGCAGUGUUCAACACUUAUGUGUGGAUGCAAAUCUUCAACAUGUAUAACAACCGACAGAUCGAGAGAUCCUUCAACCUCAUUGAAGGACUACAUCGCAACUGGCUGUUCAUCGCAAUCACCUCCAUUAUGAUGGGUGCUCAGAUUCUAAUCAUGUUUGUUGGCGGGCGCGCAUUUUCAAUUACUACAUUGACCGGCGAUCAGUGGGCUUAUUCACUGGUCCUUGGCGCAAUUUCCAUUCCCGUGGGCUUCAUCCUACAGGCCGUCCCUGAUGUCAUUGUUGAAAAACCAAUGGUGGCAAUGGGCGCACUUUGGAACAAAUUGCGUCGCCGAUCAUAA
Messenger RNA from Penicillium salamii, 3129 nucleotides. The record is from the annotation of a GenBank genome assembly. Lineage: Eukaryota; Fungi; Ascomycota; Eurotiomycetes; Eurotiales; Aspergillaceae.